Hibiscus syriacus is the source of this 1280-nucleotide messenger RNA. Its product is annotated as zinc-finger homeodomain protein 9-like. The record is from RefSeq and is a predicted model, not a curated record. Lineage: Eukaryota; Viridiplantae; Streptophyta; Magnoliopsida; Malvales; Malvaceae. The transcript has a single exon. Gene Ontology annotation, molecular function: transcription cis-regulatory region binding; DNA-binding transcription factor activity. Gene Ontology annotation, biological process: regulation of developmental process; regulation of DNA-templated transcription. The coding region runs from base 106 to 1059 and encodes 317 amino acids. Gene Ontology annotation, cellular component: nucleus.
UCAAAACCCUUUGAAAAUCCAUUUUUAUCUCUUUAUUUUAUGUUUUUCUUUAAUUUUUAGAAUUUUUUCACCUCUUUUUCUGUGUUAAAUAUAGAUGUUAGAGCCAUGGAUAUAGCUCUUGCAAGCAACACACCAAAGUCGCCGGAGGCUGAGCCAGAGCCCGAACCAGUGAGUGAAACACCAACUCGAAUCCAACCCGGCAAGCCCUUAUCUUUCACCAACGGUGUUCUGAAGCGUCACAAGCCGCAGCAGCAAGCGCCGCCCAUCGUCAUAGCCUACAAAGAAUGUCUGAAGAACCAUGCAGCCACCUUAGGUGGCCAUGCUUUAGACGGUUGCGGCGAAUUCAUGCCUUCCCCAACAGCCACCCCUACUGACCCAACUUCCCUCAAAUGUGCUGCUUGUGGCUGCCACCGCAACUUCCACCGCCGUGAACCAGAUGACCCACCACCCACAACAGUCACCGCCACUAUAGAAUACCAGCCCCACCAUCGCCACCAUCCACCACCACCUCUGGCAAGCCAACCGAAUCGUAGUCCUAACUCAGCCUCCCCACCACCGAUCUCAUCAUCUUACUAUCCUUCAUCUCCCCACAUGCUUUUAGCUCUUUCAGGAGGUCUAACAAACUCCCAUUUACCUGCUGGUGGCCUUGCACCCAACACUGCAAAUCUCGGGUCGAACUCGAAAAAAAGAUUCAGAACAAAGUUCAGUCAGUACCAGAAGGACAAGAUGCUGGAGUUUGCUGAGAAAAUUGGGUGGAAAAUCCAGAAAAGAUAUGAACAAGACAUUCAAAAAUUCUGCCAUGAGGUUGUGGUUGAUAGAGAGGUUUUAAAAGUCUGGAUGCAUAACAAUAAGAACACUUUUGGGAAGAAAGAUCAAGCCAAUGGAGGAUCGAGAGAUGGAAUCCAAGUUGUUGAACUCAACCAUGAAGAACAACAUAAAAACAACAACAACAACAGCAGCGGCGACCACCACAGAAAUGGUCAGAAUCUGAACCAUCACUUCGAAGCUGACGGUGUUGCACAUCUUGGAACUAAUGGCUGCUCUUCUUCUUCCUCUUGAUAUGGUUGAUGAUGAUCAGCUUCAUCUUUCUUCUUCUUUUUUCCUUACGAGGGAGAUAAUAAGCUGUUAGAUAGAGUAAGGGACUUGUUUAUUAGUUUAAAUUUUGUUCCUAAUUAGUUUAAUUAAUCAUCAUCACUUUGCUACUGAUAUAACCUGCUGGGAAUUAAGAGCUGCUUUGAAUCCAAAAGGGAACUUAUUUUCUUUCUUUCUGGGAUCAUAAA